AAACACUAUAGUAUUUACUAUAAAUACACAGUAAUUUUUACAAUAAAUUGUAUUUCGUCUUGUAUAGCCGCUGUCUAAGAAAGAAGACAAGAAGUUGUACAUGUUGGUGGCAUGUGAGAGCUUUUUAAAUAGUUUCAUUCCUAAAUAACACAAUAAGAGCUCAAGGUGUGCUUAACAGUAGUGUUUUGUACAAUUGGUUUCUGGUUCAUUUUUAGCAAGUUUUCUCUGUGUUUGGUGGCCUUUGAAAAUGUGAUCUUAAAUGUGGAGAGAAAGAAAUGAAAUAGAUAACUCUUGAGUUUAAGGCUUAGUGAAGAAUGCCACCAGGAAGGAAAGGCCAGGAGACUCCCGAUAAACAGUCCCACAUGUGUGCAAAAGCCUCAAGAGACCCAAAAUCCACUUAGAAAUGUGUCUUAAACAUGACCAAAAAACUGGGAUGACAUUAACCAAAAAAAUGCUGAUGGGGAAAAAUGGCUUUGUUGAGGAAAAUCAAUCGUGGGCUCCUCAUUCUGCUAGUCCUGGUGGCUUUUGCUCUCCUGUACAACAAGACCAGACUACAGACGCUGCCCAAGUAUUCAGUACUCAAGAAAGAUGAGGGCAAAAUGGGUAUGGAGGAUGAGAAAGAGAUGGACACUGACAUCCCUGUGGUGAUCUGUGCUUCAGAGGAGCGUAUUGGUGCUUCCAUGGCCACCAUCAACAGUGUCUACAGCAACAGUCGUGCAAGUGUUUUCUUCUACAUAGUUACCCUGCGAGAUGCCAUCAAAAAGAUAAGGGAAUACAUAGAGAAGACCAAGCUGAGAAAAAUCAGAUACAAGAUCCUGGAGUUUAAUCCGAUGGUACUGAAGGGGAAAGUCAGUCCGGACUCGUCCAGACCAGAACUGCUGCAUCCUCUAAACUUUGUGAGGUUCUACUUGCCGCUUCUUUCCAUUGAAAAUCACGAGCGGAUUGUUUACCUGGAUGAUGAUGUCAUAGUACAAGGAGAUAUACAGGAACUGUAUGACAUAAAGCUGAAAGCAGGGCAUGCUGCUGCGUUCGCCUCAGACUGUGAUCUGCCCGCCACACACGAGAUGGUGCGCAGUGUGGGGAUGCAGACAACCUAUAUGGGCUUUCUGGACUACCGCAAAGAGGGAGUCAGAGAGUUGGGCAUCAACCCCAGUGACUGCUCCUUUAAUCCAGGUGUUUUUGUGGCAGACAUUGGCGAAUGGAAAAAGCAAAAGAUAACUAAACAGCUUGAGAAAUGGAUGGCAAAGAAUGUCAGGGAGAACCUGUACAGCAGUGCUGUGGCAGGGGGCGUGGCCACCCCUCCAAUGCUGAUCGUCUUUCAUGAUAAAUACACAACCAUUGAUCCACUGUGGCAUGUCAGACACCUGGGCUGGAGUCCUGAUGCCCGUUAUCCCAGGUCCUUCCUCAAAGAGGCACAGUUACUGCACUGGAACGGACGCUUCAAGCCCUGGGUCUACCCCUGCGUCCAUCUGGACCUCUGGGAGAAAUGGUUUAUCCCAGACCCCACAGGAUCAUUCACCCUGGUGAUCUUCAAGAAGAGUUGUCUUACCUGAAAGCAAAGGUGUUUCCCCACCUAGAUGCACUUUGCCAGAAAAGAGGCACCUGUUUCAGACCUGUGGACUUACAGCGAAGCAAUUAUGAAUGUGACAUUGAUGGACAUCAGAUUAAUAAGCCUGAUC
Messenger RNA from Megalobrama amblycephala (Wuchang bream), 1679 nucleotides. RefSeq names its product glycosyltransferase 8 domain containing 2 (gene glt8d2). Gene Ontology annotation, cellular component: Golgi apparatus. Bases 468 to 1553 code for a protein of 361 amino acids. The transcript is spliced from 11 exons. Lineage: Eukaryota; Metazoa; Chordata; Actinopteri; Cypriniformes; Xenocyprididae. Gene Ontology annotation, molecular function: glycosyltransferase activity. The record is from RefSeq and is a predicted model, not a curated record.